Aphidius gifuensis is the source of this 1266-nucleotide messenger RNA. Its product is annotated as endocuticle structural glycoprotein SgAbd-1-like. The transcript is spliced from 4 exons. Gene Ontology annotation, cellular component: chitin-based extracellular matrix. Lineage: Eukaryota; Metazoa; Arthropoda; Insecta; Hymenoptera; Braconidae. The record is from RefSeq and is a predicted model, not a curated record. Bases 124 to 555 code for a protein of 143 amino acids. Gene Ontology annotation, molecular function: structural constituent of chitin-based larval cuticle.
CAAGUGUAGGGUCCAACCAAGUUGGUAUAUAUUCAGACAACAAAUCUCACUCAGGAAUACUUGAUACUCGAUAUCAGCAAAGUUUAAGUCGAUCAUUUUUAUCUCCUUGAUUUUUAUUCAAUCAUGAAGAUCAUCAUUGCAUUUUUGGGACUGAUGACUGUUGUCCAUGCUCAAUAUAGAUAUCCUUACAAUCAAGAAUAUUACGGACGAAGAGUUGCGAUUUUGCGACAAAAUCAAAAUCAAGAUAUUGAUGGUUCCUAUGCAUUCAGCUAUGAUACUGAGAAUGGAAUUAGCGUGGCUGAACAAGGUACUCCAACAAUUGGACCAAGUGGACCUGCUGAAAUUGUACGUGGACAAUAUAGUUAUACAGCACCAGAUGGUACACCAAUUGUUGUUCAAUAUACUGCUGGUCCAGAUGGUUUUCAAGCAAGUGGAAAUCAUCUUCCAACUCCUCCACCAAUUCCAGUUGCAAUUCAAAGAGCCUUGGCUCAUAACGCCGCACAUCCGGAGGAAGAGGAACCAUACAACAGAAGAUACUACGGUCUCAAUAAAUAAAUUUAUUUAAUCAAAAAAAAUUUUUUUCAUUAAUACAAAAUAUGAAAGAAUUUAAAAGCUAUAUACAUUUUUUUUUAUUUUCAAUAUACGCAUUAGUUGGACCACGCCAUUCAGAAUAUUAAUUUCCGUUGUAAUAUUAUGUUUUUUUUUUUUUUAAGAUAAUUGAUUUGAUAGUUUACUGAUUGAUCAAUCAUUUUAAACGUAACAUGUCGACGACUUUUAUUUUUCAAUUGAUAUGUGAUUACUCUCGAUUAUGCAUUAAUAAUUAAUUAAUUUUUUUUAAUACUAAUUCUUCCUGAUUGUACACUACUAUCAAUUUUCGCUUUUAUAUUUCUUUCUCUUUUAUUUUUUUACGCGAUAAUAGCUUUUUCGCUAUGACGACUUAUUUGCAUAAUCAAUUUUAUAAACAAUCAUCUGAGUACAUUGAUAUGUACACUUAACUUACCAUACAUAUAAAUUAAUUGUUUUUUUUUUUUUAUAUAGUAUUAAUAUGUCGUUUUGGCAUGUGUAAUGUUACAUCAAUUAUUUGAUAAUAUUUUCUAUUUAACGCUGAUUGAUUGAGGUAAUUUAAUCUGGAAAUAUUUAAUUUUUAUUGGUGAUAUUACACAUGCUUAUAAUUAUGUUAUUAAAUAAAAAUAAUAUUGUUUUUUUUUUUGUAAUUAAUUAUAUAUUUUUUAUUUUUGAAAUAAAUAUUGUCUUAAUGUUAUUGUU